GGAAGGCGGCGGAGGAGGAGGCGGAGGCAGCGGAGGCGACGGAAGCUAAGGCGGCGGCGGCGGCUCGGAGUACCCCUCUCUCCCGCCCACCUGACCGGCUGGAGUCGCGGGCGCUCGAUGCAGCGUCCUCCCGCCUGAGGACCAGCAAGAAUUGACACUAUGCUUCGUAAAGCAAUCAAUUGCAGUGAUUUCAAGCCUCAACCUUGGUUUCAGCAGGGUGAUAUCAAUUACAUACAAAGGGUCCUGUUACUACUGGAUUAUGCAAGUUAUUUGGCCCUUUUUCCCAUGAGAUAUGACUUAAAUAUCAUUCAACUUGAAUAAGAAAGGAACUGAUUUUUAGAAAGCAGAAUGCCAAGGAAAAGGAAAAAUCUUGGUGGAAGUCCUGCUAGGAAGUCUCUGAACACAGAGGAUGUUGCAUCCAAUAUUACUCAUCGUGAGGAGCUGACAACUCUUCCUACGCCACCUCAGCCAACUGUCGACAAAGAGAAACUCUUAAACAGCUUGUCUGAGAUGUUUUCUGACCUGGAUCCUGAUGUAGUUUAUUUGAUGCUUUCAGAAUGUGAUUUCAAAGUUGAAAAUGCUAUGGAUUGUCUCUUAGAACUGUCCACUGGUGCCAAAGGAAUGCCAGCCUCUAAAAGCUUAAUCCUGGAGUCAGUUGCUACACCGCUUGCUUUUGUUAACCAACAUCUUGCUGAAGGAAAUGAAAUGAAUGAAAAAUGUCCUCAUACAGAUAAUGAGGACACUUCCCAAACAGCAGAUGCAUUCUCUGAUAUGCGACUUACUGAAGACUUGGAUUCCUUAAUACAAAAUGCAUUUGAGAAACUGAAUUAUGCUUCUAAUGACCAAGUGUCUACACAAUCACUUUUGCCUUUGGAAAACAAUUUUGGUGGCACUAGUGACAGUGGAAGGAGUUUUUCUCUGCAAAAAGCGGAAGUGGACACUGAAACAUUUGAAAAUUCUUCUGUACUGAGUUCAGAACAUUUAACUUUACAUUCAGAUUUGAGCAAGUCCAGAAAUUGUAAAAAGGACGCUGUGUGGCCUUUAACAAAUAGCAGUCCCAUGGAUGGCCAGCCGAAUAGCUUUUUCACUCAACCAAAUGACUCUCUUGUGGUAUAUGUUAACCCCAAUCAAACUCAGACUGCGCCUUCAGAUGCUCAGAAUUUUGGGUGCCAGCCUUCUCAAGCCUGUGUCCAUUUUGGUGUGAAUGAAUUAAGGACUGCCGUUAAUCCUCUUGUGCAGAUUUCAGACCAGAGAGAAGAUGGCGAGGGCACAUGUGGGGAUCAGAAUGGUGUUUCUGUCCCUGAUUUGUUUACACAAUCCAAAGGAUUUGGUUUCAAGCCACAAAAUCAUGCAGAACUACCACCACAGGGAAGUGAUUUCAGCUUUUGUGCUGGCAUGCCACCACUGCCACCCCCACCAGUGCUACCACAAAAUUCCUGGAAUCCAAUGGCUUCUGCCUUUGAGCCUUUCCAAGGGAUCCGCAGCUUCAUUGCUCCAGUUGCAGCCAGUCCUCAGCCAGUGAUACCCGUUUUUGACUACUGUGAACCCGGAAGAGUCUGUGCUUCUCUGCCACCCCCAGUUCUUUUUGGUGCCUGGGAUAGAAAUGCUUCACUGCCGAUGCCAGUGGCAUGGAGAAAUCAAGAUGGAGGAACUCCUUACCAAGUACAAGAGCCUCCUGCUUCUCAUACUGUUCGAAGAAAAACCCCUUACGUAGGCCAAACACUUGUGCUGCUCAGGGGGCUUCCAGGAGCUGGGAAAUCCUUUUUGGCAAGGAAAUUACUAGAGGAGAAUCCUAAUGGAAUUAUACUUAGUUCAGAUGAUUUUUUUAACAAAAAUGGACAGUAUCAAUUUGAUGGAAAUUUAUUGGGUGAAGCACAUGAGUGGAACCAGAAACGAGCUAAAGAAGCAUUAGAGAAGAAGGUUUCUCCUGUAAUAAUCGAUAAUACAAACCUUCAGUCAUGGGAAAUGAAGCCGUAUAUACUUUUGUCACAAAAAUAUAAAUACAAAGUUCACUUCCGGGAACCGGACACAUGGUGGAAAUUUAAACCAAAGGAACUUGCAAGGCGCAACAUUCAUGGGGUAACCAAAGAGAAAAUAGUAAGGAUGAUGGAACACUAUGAACGUUAUGUUUCUGUAACACACAUCCUGGAUUCUUCAGUUCCAGAUAGACCAGAAGAUACUGAGUUAAGUGAACCUUCUUGUCAAGAUGAAACUAACAGCCUGAAAGACUCAGAUGAUUAUACUUCUUUGAAAGAAAAGGAUCUUUCCUCAUCUUCAAAGCAUCCUGAGUUAAGUGAAGAAAAACUUCACAAGUUGGAGACCAAUAUUUCUUCAUUUCAAGAGAAUGUGAAGUGUUUUCCUAUAGUAGAUUUAGAAAAAGGAAAACAAGAAGUAAGUGCCAUCGAACCUUAUUUUCAGAAAACUACACUUCAGGAAUCUGGAAAGCAUGAAUUAGCAAAUUCUGCAGAUAAAGAAGUAUUAGAGGACAGUGAUACAGAGGAAGAAGAUGUAGAUAUACCUUCUGAAGGGCAAAGUAUUACAAUAGAUACUUCUAGAUCUGAAGAGAAUAAUAUGAUAAAUACUUCUUUUAGUGAAGGAAACCAAGAUACCAAUAGACUUUCAAAGAAAAUUGAAGUCCAGAGUGAAAACUAUAUACCUAGUGAAAUAUCCGUAGAUCCAGAAAUAAUAAUUGAAAAGCAGUUCAUGACACAAAACAAUUCAAUUUCAGAAAAAUCCCCAAAGCAUGAAUUACUAACUUUUGUUGGUGACUGGCCAGUUGAGAAAACAAUGGGUCAGAGGAUCAAGAGGAAUAAAAAAACUGGAAAAACUUCAUCUGUGCAAUGUAACAGAGAAUGCAAUACUCUUGAAUCAUGCAUGGAAAUAGACAGUGAUAUGCAUGUAGAAAUUGCUUACGUCCAGCAACAAGAAACUUCAGAAGGAAGUGAAGAACAUAUUAAGAAUGUACAAUGUAAUGAUGCUCCAGAAACCUUAAACAGUUGCAGUGAGCAUGAUGAAUAUAAAGAUGGUGAAAAAAAUGCAUCAGAAACACUUGAUAUGGGAGAUUGGCCUUUAUCAAAUUCCUUAGCUCAGAGAGAACACAGAUCAAGAAUGCCAAAAACAGAUUUAAAUGAAGCUCAUCUAGACUCUGAAAGUAAUCAGAGUGUGAAUGAAACAUCUUUAAAAGUAGCAGAUGUGUUUUAUGAGGUCUUGGCAAAUCAUGAAGACCAGAGAAACUCAACUAAUGAAAAACCUGAAAUUUUAUCUUGUGAACCUACCAGUGAGAAAAAUCACGAACCCCAAUUGUCUCUUAAUUUUACCUGCAGUGAUCCCACUCUAUCCCAAGUAGUGGAACCAAAAAUCACACCUGAAUUUUCAGAAGGGAGGCCUGAAGAAUUAUCUUUUCUAGAAGUAAACAAAUGUUCACAGACUGAGCCAAAAGAUUUUGCUCUUUUGUGGAAAAUAGAAAAAAAGAAAAUUAGCAUUUCUGAUUCGGUCCGGGUAUUAACAGGAAAAUUAGAUGGAUUUAAGCCAAAAGAUUUUAAUAUUAAUAUCAAAUCAGAUAUUCAAGAAAUAAUUCCAUAUAGGGUAAUGUAUGAUAAAAGCACAUAUGUAGAAGAAAGUGAACUUACUAAUGCUGAUGAGUCUGAAAAUCUAAAUACUCUUUGUAAGAUUUUUGGCUCUUUUUCAUCUGAAGCACUGAAAGACUUGUAUGAGCGGUGCAACAAAGACAUUAUUUGGGCAACAAGCCUUUUGUUGGAUUCUGAAACAAAGUUUUGUGAAGAAAAUGAGGAGGAAAGUUUACCAGAAUCGGAUGAUGAUACACAAAUCGAGCAAUUUGAUGUAAGUGCAUAUUUGAAGGAGAUUAUCAGCCAUGGAGGGACUUCCAGUUCCAGUAUACAAAAAAAUGGCCAUGGAACUGGCAUGGAACACGUUGAUACACAGCUUAGCUGUGAUGAAGAAAGUAAAAACACUGGAAAAGCAGACAUAAAAGAUAUAAAUGCUGAAAAAUCAGAAUUAGUAACAAGUAUUUUAUCUAGUAUUGUCAGAGAAGUAAAACACACAAAUGGAUUGCCUUCUAGCAGCAAUCAGACAAAACUUUCUGGUUCAAAUAACAUUGAACAGUCAGUUUUAGAUAUUUCAAAAAAUACAUUAAAUGAUAUAAACCUUAAAAAUAUGAAUGAAAUAGAUGGGGAAUCUUUAGCCACAGAAUUUGGUUCAUGUUCUUUACAGGUUUUGCCUGAUAAUUUCAAAACUACGUCUGGUACUUUAAAUGAAGCAACUGGCAUUAUUGAGUAUUUUGAAGGAAAGAAAAAUGAAAAUCUUACAAAAAGUGAUAAGAAAUUUCAGGUGUCUGCAGAGACAUAUAUUAACGAGGAUAAGCCAGAAAUGGAAAAAAUUGUAUGUGCCAAAUCACCAGCCAAUUUGGCAGGAGGAAUUAAUGAGGAGAGUAAAGCACCUCACUGUGAAGGAGACAAAGCUGAGAUUUUGAAUUCCACACCAACGAAACCUAAGCCUGUGAAUAUAGACUGUCUGGAAUUGGCAUUACCUCCUGAGUUGGCUUUCCAGCUUAGUGAAUUAUUUGGGCCUGUUGGCAUUGAUUCAGGGUCUCUAACAGUUGAGGAUUGUGUGGUUCAUAUAGAUCUGAAUCUGGCUAAAGUGAUUCAUGAGAAAUGGAAAGAAUCUAUUAUGGAGCGACAAAGACAAGAUGAAAUAUCACAUGUUCUGCAUACUAGAGAUACUUCUGUUGUUGGGCCUUCAAAUCCUGAUACUCCUGAACAAAAAUCAUCUCAAAGAACAGGCAAGAAGCUGAAGUGUCAAAACCCGUCUGAAAUGCCCCUCUUCAUGGAUCAUUGGAAUACUCAAACUAAAAAAGUUUCACUCAGAGAAAUAAUGUCAGAAGAGAUUGCCUUACAGGAAAAAAAUGAUAUGAAACAGGUACCACUUGUAUUUGAAAAAAAUUGUGCUGCAAAACUAAAGGAGAAGCAACUCUUGAAGAUGUUCCCAACUAUUAACCAAAACUUUCUGAUGGAUAUUUUCAAAGACAACAACUACUGUUUAGAACAGACAGUGCAGUUUCUGAAUUGUGUCCUUGAAGCAGAUCCUGUAAAAACUGUCGUAGCCCAAGAAUAUAGUCAUCAAAAUGAACCUGCCUCUUCUUAUAAUAUGCAGAAGUCUAAAGAGAAGAAGACAAAGAAAUCCAAAGAGACGGAAGAUAUACCAAGCGAUCCAUCUUUCCAGGAUUUUGAGUACCCUAAGUAUGAUGACUAUAGGGCAGAGGCUGUCCUUCACCAGCAAAAGAGACUGGAAUGCUAUAGCAAGGCAAAAGAAGCUUAUCGCAUGGGGAAAAAAAAUGUUGCCACAUUUUAUGCACAGCAGGGUAGUCUCCACGAGGAGAAGAUGAGAGAAGCCAACCAUCUUGCUGCUGUGGAGAUAUUUGAGAAAGUCAAUGCUUCCCUACUACCACAGAAUGUUUUGGACCUCCAUGGACUCCAUGUAGAUGAAGCCAUAAAUCAUUUAAUAACUGUAUUGCAACAAAAAACUGAAGAAUAUAAGCAGAAUGGUGGUAAACCAUAUCUCUCUGUGAUUACGGGAAGAGGAAACCAUAGUCAGGGAGGAGUUGCUAGAAUCAAACCAGCAGUCAUUAAAUACCUCACAAGCCACAACUUCAGGUUCUCUGAAAUUAAACCAGGGUGCUUGAAAGUUAUACUGAAGUGAACAGCUGAUUUUUUGUUGUUAAAACUUAUACUGAAACCUUUGCAGCAAUUGAAAUUAACUUUACUGUUAUACAAAUAUUUCCUUGGGAGUACUUUCCACUUUUACAACGAAAUAAUUUGUGAUGUUUUUCAGAACUUGAAAGAAUCUUUUUUUACUAAUUCUAAUGCCAAAUAUGUUGCCUAUCAAAGAUGAGAAAAUACAGCAUCCUUUAUUGAUUAAAGAAUUUUAAAGAAAGUUAUUAUUGAUUACCAUUUAAAAGUUUGAUGCCCCCCUCAACUCUACUUUCAGAUAGAGGAAAAAAAAAAACACCUUUGUAUUGCUAUUUUAACAUUAAAACAAUACUUUAUAGACUUCCAGGUAGUCUAAAAGGUAUAGUUCCUGCCCAUCAAAAUCUUGUUUAAAAAAAAAAAUGAAAAAUGACGGCAAACAUAUUUGAAUUUGACAUGUCUUAUCGUCUUAUUUGUUGUUGUUUUUGUGUCCUGCCAUAUGCCCACAGGUAUAAAAGGGACUACUGGGAUUUUUUUUUUCCCUGACUUGUGGCACCUCUCUCGACUUUUUCCUGUGUGUGCCA
This is a messenger RNA of Dromiciops gliroides (monito del monte), 6286 nucleotides long. RefSeq names its product NEDD4 binding protein 2 (gene N4BP2). Gene Ontology annotation, molecular function: ubiquitin binding. The transcript is spliced from 18 exons. The record is from RefSeq and is a predicted model, not a curated record. The coding region runs from base 349 to 5715 and encodes 1788 amino acids. Lineage: Eukaryota; Metazoa; Chordata; Mammalia; Microbiotheria; Microbiotheriidae.